GACUGACUCUGAACUGCGGGUUGCUCAUUUCAUCCGCUGGUCAUUAAAGUCGUCCGUGUUCAUUUCACGAAUUGUUGAAAUUGCUGGUCACUAUUCCAGUAGGUUCCGGUGUGACGUCAGCCGAGCAAGAUGCGGCUACCUAUGUUUAUAACGUUUGUCCUAUUUCUGAACAAAGUACACGGUUUGACGGACUUUGAACUUCAUCAGUUCCGAUCAAAUGCAACUGUAGAAUUCAACACCAACGAGACUGGCAACAUCACCAUAGCAACAGAAACUGUCGGCUCUCAAAAUUAUUACGUCAUCGUUAGCAACGGAAUCCCCGACCACCAAAUUGGGGUUUUCCCACAGCAGCCAAACUUUCCUUACGCUCUUCAACCCCAGACAUACGAAAUGCGAAUUCCACAAUAUCCACAGGUCGCUGUUUUACCUGGCUGUCUCCCAGAUGGUCCCGUUGCUAUGGCAAUUAAUGGCGUGCCCAUGUACAGUCCAUUUGAUAGCACUGGGCGAGAGGCAGUAACUGGGCAGUGGCGACAAGAGGUCGACUUGUGUAAGGGCCGUGUCGAUUUCCAGGGAAGGUAUUUUUAUCGUACCUACCCAGAAUGCAUCCCUGGGCUAAAUGAGAGUGAAAUAAUUGGCGUGGCCCUUGACGGGUUUGCCAUCUACGGUAAUAUUGACGAGAUGGGAAAUGUCUUGACAUCCGUCGACCUCGAUGAGUGUCACGGUCGAAUAAACAGCGAGGGGGUAUACCAGUAUCACGUGACCGAUGACUACCCCUAUAUUAUGGGAUGUCUGAAAGGCACUUCUCUCUCUUCAAGCGGUAUGGAUAGUUCAAGCAAUUGUUAUCUCGCCUUGAACGUGAAGAUGGCUAACUUCACAUCAGUGUGGUCACAGUUUUCCUCCACGCAGGUUGGAAUUUCUACACAAUUUGAAUGGUCUACCGGUGUAUAUGGCCAGUGUUCUGUGUCAUGUGGUACAGGUACAAGGUCACGUGACGUGAGGUGCACAAACUUGGAAACUGGCAACGAAGUGGAAGCCAACUAUUGUGGUAUUUGGAAAUUUCCAGAUUCGGUGGAAAUCUGUGUUUUAUCCAAUGCGUGCCCAACAACUACAAACACAUACACGUACAGUGUUGGGGCAUGGAGUUUGUGUACUGCGACUUGUGGCAACGCCAUGAGAUACCGAUCAGUGACUUGCCUCGAUACCAACAACGUAGCAGUGAGCUACGACUCGUGUACCUCUGCUGGUCUUGUCACACCAACCACAUCAGAGCCCUGUGUUCUAUCAGAAUGUCCGACAUCCACUUAUUCCUACUUUUCAACCAGCUUUGGACAGUGUUCGGUAUCUUGUGGUACCGGUGUUCGAACCCGUCUCGUGCUGUGCUACGACUCGUCUACUCGAACACAAGUCGAUGUCUCGAACUGCGUGAAUAGUGGACUCGGCGAGAGGGCUGUGACAGAAGUCUGCGUUCUGCAGGAUUGCGUCACAGUCGCCUAUAGUUACGUCACUGGGUCUUGGAGUACUUGUCUUGCUACUUGUGGAACUACCGUGACAAGAUCGAGAACCGCGCAGUGUACUAGUGCGACUGGUAACUCUGUCGACGACAGUCUGUGUCAAAACUCAAGUGUAGUGAAACCCGAAACUAUUCAGUCAUGUGGACUGUCGGCUUGUCCAUCCGUGGCGUAUACGUAUAAUGUCAAUCAAUGGGGAUCGUGCUCUGCAAGUUGCGGUUCAUCAAUUAGAUCCAGGUCAGUGACAUGUACAUCUUCAUCCGGUUUCAUCGUAGAUAACAGUCUAUGUGCCGGUAUUGAACUGCCGGCUUCAGUCGAAACGUGUAACGUACCUGAGUGUUUGCAGUACUCUGCGGGUGCAUGGGGUGACUGUUCGGCAACAUGUGGAACAUCCAUCAGAAUACGAUCUGUGACUUGCGUUGAGUCGGCUAGCCAGGACGUGGUUAACGAUGCAUUCUGCGCUUCUAGGAGCCUGACCAAACCAAACACACAAGAAACGUGUAGCGUUCCCGUCUGUGUGCAAAGCUAUUUUUUCGACACAACUUCCUGGGGAACGUGUACAGCAACAUGUGGUACCUCCUACCGAUUUCGCACGGUCACCUGCGUCGCGUCCACCAACGGUUUCACUGUUGCAGAUGACUUGUGUCUAGGGAAUGGUCUUCAGAAACCUACAACGACGGAAGAAUGCUUCACACCGCCUUGUGUUGAGUAUAUCGUGGGAGAAUGGACAGACUGUUUCACAACCUGUGGCACAGCAUUCCGUACGAGGACACUAACAUGUGUGACUGUCGGGACGACCAUUGCGUUAGCACAGUCACAGUGCCAGUCAGCUGGUCUCGAGUACCCUUCCACUGUUGAAUCUUGUUCAUUGCCCGCCUGUUAUUCUUAUUACACUGGGGCGUGGGGAGAGUGUUCUGCCACAUGUGGUUCUGCAAUCCGAACAAGAAGUGUGUAUUGUGCUGCAAGUGGAAGCACUAGCCAAGUUGACACGAACAACUGUAUUGGCGCCGGACUUGAAGUUCCCACAGCAACUGACAUUUGUGUCGUACCUGCAUGUCAAGUGUAUGCCUUUACUGUCGGCGAAUGGAGUUCCUGUUCUUCUACUUGCGGAAGCUCUUAUCGCACAAGAAGUGUGACGUGUGUCGAUCAAUCCAGUGAUGUCACUGUGUCAGAUUCGUUGUGUUCCACCCUCGGCGUGUCCAAACCAUCGACGCAAGAAGAUUGCGCUGUCCAACAAUGCACCACGUUCAUCUUUACUGUGGGCGACUGGGGAGAGUGUUCCGCAUCAUGUGAUCAAGCAUACAGGAUCCGAUCAGUGAGCUGCAUCGUGGUCGGUACUAAUACAACUGUUUUAACGUCGGAAUGUACAAAUGCCGGUCUACAGCAGCCGACCUUUUUCGAAAUGUGCGAUGUCCCUGCAUGUUCUUUUAUCUACUACGUCGGCGUAUGGAGCGAGUGUUCUGCUACAUGUGGUUCUUCGUUCCGAAACAGAGAUGUGUAUUGUACACACUCGGGUACUACCGAGAACGUUGCCGACAGCGUCUGUCAAAAUCUUGGUCAAACUCUCCCAUCGAGCAUCGAGGAGUGCGUUGUCCCACAAUGCCUCAGUUACGCGUUUACAUCUACUGACUGGAGCGAGUGUUCUGCCUCUUGUGGUGAAUCAGUUCGCGCGAGGAUUGUCACAUGUGUGGAACAGAGUAGUGGCGCUGUUGUAUCAGAUGACGUGUGUACCGGGCAAGGACAGACAAAGCCAUCAACUCAGGAAGAUUGUUCUGUUCCACAGUGUGUAGAAUUCACGACCGGAAUCUGGGGACAGUGUUCCACAACGUGCGGCUCGUCGUAUCGCGUGAGAGAUGUCACGUGUGUAGGUGAAGACAACACUGAGGUCGCUCUCGAUCUCUGUUUGACCGCCGGGUUAACUACGCCCUCUACAGUGGAGACAUGUUCUGUGGGCGAUUGUGUUACGUUUUAUACCGGUCCUUGGGGCGACUGCUCGGUUACUUGUGGUUCGGCAUACCGAUUGAGGGACGUCUACUGCAAUGCUGUUGGUUCCAAUGGUCAUGUGACUGACAAUGAGUGCAUUAACGCCGGUCUUAGCAAACCAUCUGUGAUAGAGAUAUGCCUUGACAACCCACCAUGUCUCAACUACACUUACUUAACUACUGAAUGGAGCACAUGCUCGGCAACGUGUGGAAGAUCAGUUCGUAUAAGAACAGUUACUUGUGUAGUACAGAACAGCAGUGUCUCUGUGUCAGACUCGUUCUGCACUGGUAUUGGUCUCGUUCAACCGCCAUCUCAGGAGGAGUGUACAGUACAGGAAUGUUUUGCUUACCAAAUUGGUAACUGGGGGGAUUGUACAGCGACGUGUGGAAUAUCGUACCGCACACGAACAGUUGAAUGCAUCGUUGAGGGAACCGACACACAACUUGCCAAUGCGAUCUGCGUAAACUACGGGCUGCAACCCCCUAGCACCGUGGAGAUGUGCACCGUUACUCAAUGUUACGCGUAUUUCACCGGCACAUGGGGAGAGUGUUCAGCUACAUGUGGUUCUGCCAUUAGAACGAGAGAUGUCUAUUGUACUUCUGAUGGGACGUCAAACGAUGUGGAUAUUAGCAACUGCGUCGAAAUAGGGUUAAACGUUCCAUCAAGUGUUGAGGAUUGCAAUCUACAAUCGUGUGAUGUCUAUGCCUUUGUAACUACUGGCUGGAGCGAGUGUUCUGCUACAUGUGGUACAGCUAUUCGUGUACGAAGUGUAACCUGCGUUGAACAAGGCAGUGGCAGCACUGUGGCGGACACCUUCUGUACAGAGCAAGGUUUAUCCGCUCCACAGUCACAAGAAAACUGUACAGUGCAAGAUUGUGUUCAAUACCUAAUCGGAAGUUGGGGAGAGUGUUCAGCUUCCUGUGGCUUUUCUUACCGUAUUCGUUCUGUUACAUGCGUCAUCGAGGGAACUAGUAACUUGGUUAACGCCAAUCUGUGUUCCAACCCUGACGAGUCAUCACCUGUUACUGUUGAGAUAUGCAACGUACCCACGUGUUACAUCUUCUAUAUUGGUGAAUGGGGACAGUGUUCAGCCACGUGUGGAUCUGCCAUUAAAACAAGAACAGUUUACUGUAUAUCUAGCGACUCUCUGAGUAACCAAGUUGACGACAGUUAUUGUACGGGUACUGGUCUAUCGCUUCCUAUAAACACCGACACCUGUGAUGUACCAGUAUGCUCUGUAUACGCAUUCAUCACCGCUCAAUGGAGUGCAUGUUCCGCUACCUGUGGUUCAUCUGCACGUGUUAGAGACGUCACAUGUGUGAAACAAGGCAGCGGUACUACCGUGGACGACACACUCUGCACGGAACUAGGUUUAUCCGCACCAAAGGCGUACGAAGACUGCACUGUACCGCAAUGUGUGCAGUUUCUCAUCGGUACCUGGGGAGAUUGUUCUGCGUCCUGUGGCCAAUCCUAUCGCGUACGAUCUGUCACGUGCGUCAUUGGGGGAACUGACACAGAAGUGUCUGCAACACUGUGUGCAAAUGCUGGUUUAGUCACUCCUACCACCGUGGAGAUCUGCAGUGUGUCAGAAUGCGUUACAUACUACGUCGGUACCUGGAGCGGGUGUUCUGCCACGUGUGGACCAGCAUCUCGUGCUCGAGAAGUUUACUGCGCAUCGUUCGGAACCAAUGACGAAGUCGACGAUAACAAUUGUGUGAACUCCGCCCUCAUUCGCCCAGCAACGACGGAAGCGUGCAGUGUCCCUGCCUGCGUGGUGUAUGCAUUUGUGACUGGCCAAUGGGGAGAGUGUUCCGCAACGUGUGGUCAGUCCUACCAUAUACGAUCUGUUACGUGUGUCAUCGAAGGAACCGACACAGAAGUAUCUGCUACACUUUGUGUUGACGCAGAUUUAUACAUCCCUUCCACCGUGGAGCUCUGUGACGUACAACACUGCGUUACUUACUACGUUGGUGUCUGGGGCGAGUGCUCUGCCACAUGUGGAACAGCGGCUCGUACCAGGGAUGUUUACUGCACAACUCUUGGAACUGACAACCAAGUUUAUGAUAACAAUUGCGUAAAUGCCGCCCUCAAUCGUCCGCAAAGUAUCGAAGAGUGCAACCUUCCCGUUUGUGUGGGGUAUUCAUUUGUGAUUGGUCAAUGGGGAGAGUGUACAACCACCUGUGGCCAAGGUACUCGCUAUCGUACGAUCACGUGUUUUGAUUCAACCAAUAGUGUAGAAGUACCAGAUGCGUUAUGUUCGUUGUUAACACGUCCUGUUACGUCAGAGCAGUGCGACUCACCAACUUGCUCGUCAUCAUUAUUCGUAUUCAUUACGAGUGAAUAUUGUAAAUGUGACUGCGAUACAAACACUCAGGAGAGAACUGCACGUUGCAUGAUGAGAUAUGGCACAAGUGUAACCAUAGCAAAUGAUACUGAUUGCUAUGGUAACGGUCUCACUAAACCAAUCACCGUACGUUCGUGUCAACCCAUUGGUUGCGUUGGAGUGUGGACAUUAGGAGAAUAUGGACAGUGUUCUGUCAGCUGCGGUUCGGGUAUCAGGACACGUAGCCUAUUUUGUCGUAGAAGCUUGAAUGACGUCACGGUUGUCCCGGAUACCGCGUGUAUGCCUGAAUUGAGACCAGAAACGACUGAAAUGUGCACACUAGCCGACUGUCCCGCGUACUGGUACACGCAUGAUUGGUCACAGUGUACGGUUUCCUGUGGUUGUGGUACGCAGACAAGAGUCAUUGAAUGUCGUACUGACAAGGACAAUCCUGACUCGAGAGUUGACGAGUGGCGUUGCCAUGCCGAUGAAACCCCAACCUCCCAAAAAGAAUGUUACAUGGACGAAUGCCCAGAACGCUAUGGCUGUGGACGCAUCUACGAUACACUGUCCGGUCAAAUGGACUCUCCACUAUAUCCCGAUUCGCAAUAUCCAAGCGAAUUAGACUGUACGACCACUAUUCAGCUGCCGAACAACUCCAGUACCAAGGUCCACGUGGUCGUCAAUAUUUUGAUCUUGGAUCUUGAAAACAGUGACAACUGCACGUUUGAUCACUUAAAGAUCACAGACCGAAUAACUGGUAGUUCUGAGACGUACUGUGGAACUACCGACCAACCAAUACUAUUCAGAUCGUCGGGUCGCACUGUAGAUGUAUAUUUUCACACAGACAGCAGUAUCGAAGGAACGGGAUACGUCCUAACAUGGACAACCGUACCUAAUGAAACCGAUGACCUACCACCACUACAUUUUAGUAACCACACGGACAUCACCGGAGGAAAUCUUGCUGGCUCAAUUGCUUGAUAGUACGAAGAUUAACGCAAAACAAAACAGUUGUUUUACGGUUUUAAACUAAUUUACAGUUCAUGUUUUUUACCUGGCAUUUCUGAAGGUGUAUGUAGUGAAUUAAGGAAUAUCAAUUUUACGGUUAUUUCUUGUUUUUAAGUGUGAUCAAUCAUGACAUUUUAACAAAUAUUAAUUAUCUUCGCCUCUUUUUUACAAAAAAUAUCGAAUUUUGACGCUUUUUUAUAUUUGUUUGUGUUUCUAUAACUAAAUGCGCAUUUUGUGUACUGUUAUGUUGAUGUUUGAAAUAAAUCUGACGGCGUGCUAUGUUCAACGUCUGAACAUAA
Messenger RNA from Saccoglossus kowalevskii, 7121 nucleotides. RefSeq names its product thrombospondin type-1 domain-containing protein 7A-like. Gene Ontology annotation, cellular component: extracellular matrix. NCBI's taxonomy places the organism in Eukaryota, Metazoa, Hemichordata, Enteropneusta, Harrimaniidae. The record is from RefSeq and is a predicted model, not a curated record. Gene Ontology annotation, biological process: extracellular matrix organization; proteolysis. Gene Ontology annotation, molecular function: metalloendopeptidase activity.